This is a messenger RNA of Cuscuta campestris, 1304 nucleotides long. Lineage: Eukaryota; Viridiplantae; Streptophyta; Magnoliopsida; Solanales; Convolvulaceae. The record is from the annotation of a GenBank genome assembly.
AGUUCAUCUUGCUUCCCCAUCUCCCGCCAACCUCUGUAUUCGAACCCGUCUUCUCUCUAUCCCUCCCUCCGUCUCUGUGCGAUUAAAUGACCCAAAAGAAACCCAAUUCUUGAACUCAGAUUGACCAAGAUAAACCAUUCUUGAAUUCAGAUUGGCCAAAAAGAGAGAAAAAAUCCAUUCUUGAAUCGCAGAAGUUGGGGCCGCAAGAAUCAACAAUGGAGAAUCCAUUCGUGGAUACCCGAGCGACUUCCAGUGCUGUGGAUUAUAUCGUUCUUUGGGACAAGGUUGAAAGAAUCGGGUACCGUCGUCUGACUCAUACUACUUCGCGGCCAACAAUCGGCGAAGACUCAGACUACUUCCCGGUGUACAAAGUCCACGAACUCCCCACCGUCUUCAAUGAUCUGAAAGGGACCGGCGAUUUCUCGUCCAUGAAGUUGAUUCCCAGAAGUUCACAACCCGGAUUCGUCAAGGAAAUCCUUUCAAGAAACAGAAACCUUCCCGAGGAUCAAGAGAAUCUCAUCAUCCCGGUGAUGGCCAACUUCGUGGAAAUGGACAGCGGUGACCUCUGCAUCGUCAUGCCGUUCUUCAGCCUCGGAUCUCUCCGGUCAGCCAUGGUGGCUAAGUUCCCCGGCGGGCUGCCGGAGGCCUGCAUCUCCGUUUCCCUGAGAUACGUCCUCAAGGCCCUCCGUUUCCUCCACGCCGCAGGGGCUGUCCACAGAGACGUCAGCGCGGGAGAGACCCGUGCAACAGAGACGUCGCGCUGGGCUUCGCGGCCACGCUCUACAACCUGCACAGUGCUGCAGAGUUUCAGUAUCCACCUUCUUCCUCCCUGCCCGCCACCAGGAUUUCUGACUGGGCAGCUGCCCCGGAGGAGUACAACUUCUUUGGAUUCCAAAGAGAGAACUAUAGCACCAAAGCCGACGUCUGGCUCGUGGGAAUCAUGGCGCUGGAGUUAGCCUACUGAGAGAUCGCCGUCCAGGACCGCGGAGCUCUGGAAACGAAAAUCAGGGCAAUAACAGAGACAAGAAGGCUUCCCAAGAAGCUCGGACCGGAGGUACAGCAGCAGCGCAGCGCAUCAAUCUCCAUCUCAUUAAUUAUUAUAUAGCGGAUGAAUUGAAUGAACUAUAUAUGCAGGUACAGUUCACAAAAACAUGGUGAAAUCACACCAUCAUCAAAAGGUCCAUGCGAAUCAUCAAAAGCUCAUCUAGUCACACAAGGUCUCCACCAGAGGUUAAAUCAGCGAGUUGGUUACCUUAUCGAUCCUCGAGGCCUCACAUUCUACAAAAUAAUCGAGCAGAUCGGAG